UGAGACGUUCACUAUAUCCUGUCAAUAAUAUUACCUUCGCUUUCAGUAUUUAGGGCAGCAAACACGGACCUGGUUGUCUGUGCGCAGGAGGCGCUGCCCUACAUCGCGUUUUAUAAUGAUUGCUGCGGCGUUUUUGGUCUUAUUGAGACCGUAUAGUAUUCAAGUUGUUUUGCUAUUAUUGCUGCUAUUGCUAGGAACUAUUGCAACAAUUCUUUUUUUCUGUUGCUGGCAUCGGAGGCUUCGUAACGGGAAACAUCCUAUAAAAUCUGUGCUUUCAGGGCGCUCAAGGAGUCGCGCUGGUCUCCGGACUCAUCAUUUUCGAUCAGAGGGUUUCAGGCACAGUCCGCGCCAUGCCAGGAGGGCACGCGCUCGAGUGGCAGAGGAAAAGCCUCUUGUCGAAAUUCCCCAGAGUGAUCAUCAGAGUGACUCGUCCACAACUGUGAGGAAACGAAAAGUGAAGAAAAGAGUCCUUCCAGAUUUCUAUCACUCAGUACAAGUCACCCCAACACGAAAACCCAGCUCCGGUUCUGGCAACGCUUCCCUUCACUGUUCCAUGUCUUCAUCGGCGGAUUUCUCGGACGAAGAUGAUUAUAGUCUUAAAUCUGGGUCGGUCUCACCGGCACCGGGGGACACGUUACCCUGGAACCUACCCAGACACGAGCGACAUAAGCGACAAAUUCAGGGAGGAUCCGUUUUGGAUCCAGCAGAGAGAGCGGUGCUCAGGAUUGCAGAUGAAAGAGACAGAGUGCAGAAAAAGACUUUUACAAAAUGGAUAAACCAACAUCUCCUGAAGGUACGAAAGCAUGUAAAUGACCUGUAUGAAGACCUACGAGAUGGACAUAACCUGAUCUCACUGCUGGAGGUCCUGACUGGCCAGUCAUUGCCAAGGGAGCGUGAUUUCCUCAAGACAUUGCGGUUGGUGAGUUCGGCAGAAGCAUGUGCGGUUGAGCAGCAUGGAGAUGCGCAGGAUGAUGAUAAGGGGCCUCGGGAGAAAGGGAGGAUGCGGUUCCAUAGACUCCAGAAUGUACAGAUAGCACUGGACUUCUUAAGGAGGCGGCAGGUCAAGCUGGUUAACAUCCGGAAUGAUGACAUCACAGAUGGGAAUCCCAAAUUGACGCUGGGAUUGAUAUGGACCAUAAUUCUGCAUUUUCAGAUCUCGGAGAUCCAUGUUUGCGGGGAGUCGGAGGACAUGACAGCCAAGGAGCGUCUGCUGAUGUGGUCCCAGCAGAUGACCGAGGGCUACGUCGGCGUACGCUGUGACAACUUCACCACCUCCUGGAGGGACGGGAGGCUGUUCAACGCUAUCAUUCACAAAUACAGGCCUGACCUGGUGGAUAUGGCCGGAGUGUCGGCCCAGACUAGCCGGUCAAACUUAGAACAGGCCUUUGGUGUGGCUGAACGGCUUGGGGUGGCCAGACUACUGGACCCUGAGGAUGUGGAUGUGCAGACUCCUGAUGAGAAGUCGGUCAUCACAUACGUCUCCACACUGUAUGAUGUCUUCCCUAAAGUACCUGAUGGUGUUGACGGUAUCAAUGCAAAUGAUGUUGAUAUAAAAUGGGUAGAGUACCAGAACAUGGUGAAUUAUCUGAGCCAGUGGCUCAAACACAACGUGGCAGUGAUGUCAGACAGAGCGUUCCCUAACAACCCAGUGGAACUCAAGGCACUUUAUACACAGUACUUGCAGUUUAAAGAGAAUGAAAUCCCGCUGAAAGAAACUGAGAAGAGCAAAAUCAAGCAUCUUUACAAAAUGCUCGAGGUGUGGAUCGAGUUUGGUCGUAUCCAGCUACCUCAGGGAUAUCACCCCAACGAUGUGGAGAAGGAAUGGGGCAAACUGAUCGUGGCCAUGCUGGAGAGAGAGAAGAGCCUGAGGCCUGAGGUGGACAGGCUUGAAAUGUUGCAGCAGAUUGCCACCAGGGUCCAGCGGGACUGUGUCACAGGAGAGGACAAACUAGCAUUAGCAAGAGCAGCUCUGCAGUCUGAUGCUAAGAGGUUAGAGUCUGGGGUCCAGUUCCAGAAUGAGGCAGAGACUGCUGGGCACCUUCUGGAAUGUGAAAACCUGCUGAGACAGCAGGUGGUGGAUAUCCAGAUUCUACUGGACGGGAAGUACUACUACUCUGAUCAGCUUGUUCAAAGGGUAUCCAAGCUUCGUGACGACCUGCUGGGCCUGAGGGCAGAGUGUUCCUCUGUGUACAGCCAAGGACGCACCCUGACAACCGAACAGACCAAGAUGAUGAUCUCAGGCAUCACUCAGAGUCUUAACUCAGGCUUCUCCUCCUCGAACCUCAAUUCCAGCCUCACCCCAGCCCUCACCCCUGGAGGCCUGGGAACCCCCGGUUCCACCUUCACCUCCAUCCUGACCCCGGGCCUCACCCCUGCCCUGAGCCCCGCCUUGACCCCCGGCGGCAUGCAGCCCGGCUCGGUGCAGGCCUACAUGGGGGGCGGAGGUAUGGACCCGGGGGACCUCCAGCACCUCAAACAAAUGCAGAUCCGCAAGCCCCUGGGCAAGUCCUCGCUAGUGGACCCCAACAUGACCGAGGAUGAGGUCAACAUGAACUUUGUGCAGGACCUGAUCAACUGGGUGGAGGAGAUGCAGGUGCAGUUGGAUCGUGGAGAUUGGGGGUCCGAUUUGCCAAGUGUGGAAACACAUUUAGAGAACCACAAAGAGGUUCACAGAACCAUCGAAGAAUUUCAAAUGAGCCUUAAAGAAGCCAAACUUAGUGAGAUUCAGAUGACCCAAAAACUAGGUUAUUCUGAGAAACUGGACAAAUUAGAAACCCAGUAUGGGAAGUUACUGAACUGUUCGCGGGAGCGUCAGAAGAACCUGGAGAGCCUCCAUGACUUUGUGUCGCGAGCCACCAUGGAACUCAUCUGGCUCAAUGAGAAAGAGGAGGAGGAGGUCGCCUUCGACUGGAGCGAUCGCAACGGCAACAUCUCCAAGAAGACAGAGUACCACGCUGAUCUGAUGAGAGAGUUGGAUGAAAAGGAGGAGGUGAUCAAGUCUGUACAGGACAGGGCAGAGAACCUUCUGCAGGAGAACCACCCUGCCAGGUUAACUAUUGAAGCAUACAAAGCAGCCAUGCAGACCCAGUGGAGUUGGAUCCUACAGCUCUGCUCUUGUGUGGAGCAGCACCUCAAAGACAACACAGUCUAUUUUGAGUUUUUCAAUGAUGCCAAAGAGUCCACGGAUUACCUGAAGAGCCUACAAGGUGACAUCCAAAGAAAGUAUGGCUGUGAUCGGACAAGCAGCGUACACAAGCUGGAGGAUCACAUUCAGGAGUCCAUGGAUGAGAAGGAACAGCUCCUCCAGUACCGCAGCACAGUGGCUGGGUUGGUGGGCAAGGCCAAGGCCAUCGUCCAGCUCAAGCCUAGGAACCCAGAUACCCCUGUCAGGUCUUCCAUACCCGUCAAAGCCAUCUGUGACUACCGACAAAUAGAGAUCACCAUCUAUAAAGAUGACGAGUGUGUCCUGGCCAGUAACUCUCACCGGGCCAAGUGGAAGGUGAUCAGUCCGUCUGGGAACGAGGCCAUGGUACCCUCUGUCUGCUUCACCGUGCCUCCACCCAACAAGGAGGCUGUGGACCAGGCCAGCAGAAUUGAGCAGCUGUACCAGAAUGUCCUGGCUCUGUGGCACCACUCCCACAUCAAAAUGAAGAGCGUGGUCUCCUGGCACUACCUAAUGGCUGACGUCAGAGCCAUCCGCAACUGGAACGUUUCCUCAAUUAAGACCAUGUUGCCAGGCGAGCACCAGCAGGUCCUUAGCAACCUGCAGUCCCACUUUGAGGACUUCCUGGAGGACAGCAAGGAGUCAGAGGUGUUCACUGUGGCAGACUGUUCCCAGCUAGAGAGAGAGGUGCUGGCCUGCAAGGACUACUACGAGGAGCUGCUCAAGUCUGCAGAGAGAGAGGAACACGAGGAGUCUGUGUACAACCUGUAUAUCUCUGAGGUGCGUAACUUCCGCAUGCGUCUGGAAGCCCAAGAGGAGCACUUAAUCCGACAGAUCCGCACCCCACUGGACAGAGACGACCUGGAGCAAAGUGUCCUGCGCAUCACAGAGCAAGAGAAGAAGAAGGCAGAGCUGGACCAGCUGAAGGAGGAUCUGGAGACCGUGAAGGAGAAGUGUGAGAUGUUCCUCAGACAGGCCGGGGCCUCUCCCGCUGUCCCCACCCUCUCCUCUGACCUCAACGUCCUCAUCCAAAGCAUGAGCCAAGUCUACUCCAUGUCUGCCAUCUACCUUGAGAAGCUGAAGACAGUGAGCUUGGUGGUGAGGCACAGCCAGAGUGCGGAGGCUCUAGUGAAGCUCUAUGAGGCCAAACUCUCUGAGGAAGACGCCGUGAACUCUGACCUGAGUUCCAUCGACACAGUCGUCAGCACACUCAAGCAAUGGCGCUCAGAGAUCGACGAACAGAGGGAGAUCUUCCAUGACCUGGAGGAUGGGCUGCAGAAGGCCCGUGGCAUCAGCGAACGCAUGUUCAAGGCCCACAAUGAGCGGGACUUUGACCUGGACUGGCACAAGGAGAAGGCUGACCAGCUGGAAGAAAGGUGGAACAACGUCCACUCCCAGAUUGAGAGCAGACUUCGGGACCUGGAGGGCAUCAGUAAAUCUCUGAAGUACUACAAAGACUCCUACAGCAGUCUGGAUGAGUGGGUCAGAGAAAUGGAGGCUGCUCAGCUCAAGACCCAGGAGAAGCAGCCAGAGGACAGCAAGGCGCUCGCUGAGCUGGUAAACCAACAGAAGGUCCUCGUUGCAGAAAUGGAACAUAAGCAGAGCAGAAUUGAUGAAUGCCAAAAGUACUCCGAGCAGUACUCAUCUGGCGCUAAAGAUUAUGAGCUACAGCUGUUGACCUACAGAGCCAUGGUUGACUCCCAGCACAAGUCCCCGCUCAAGAGACGGAGGAUGCAGAACUCGGCUGAUGCUAUCAUUCAGGAGUUCAUGGAGCUCAGAACUCGCUACACGGCCGUAGUCACCUCCAUGACGCAGUAUGUAAAGUUUGCAAGUGAGACGUUGAAGAGAACAGAAGGCGAAGAGAAAAGGAAAGCAUCAGAAAGAACAGAGUACCUCACCUGGACAGAGAGCUGGGAGCUCCAAAAGGCAGCAGGGGAGGAGGUGAUUGGAAAGCUCCAGCAGCAGAGAUCUGUUGAUGAGGAGAAGAAAGAGCAUGGUGAUAAAGUUAGCAAGCUAUUGGGUUGGAUGUCCAGUGUGAAACCAGGCCAGAACAAAGAUGGUAAAGCCAGCACAGAGGCCUCUAGUAAGCCUCAGGUUUCAAUGGAAGAGAUGGUAACAAAAAAAGAGCAAAUUGCAGAAGCACUGAGGACAACACAGUUGAUGCUAACUAAACACAGUGAUAAGAUGACCGAGGAAGAGAAGCAGGAAGCCAAGGAGCAGCUGAAAUCCCUCCAUCAAGCCUACAGUGAUCUCUCCCAGCAGUGUUCUGAUCAGACACCGUCUGCCGAGCAGGAGUUUCAGACCAUUGAGGGCGUUCUCGAAGUGGGAAGUAUAGAGGUCUACUCUGUGUUUAGCUCUGUCCAAAGCGGCCUGAUCGACCAUACCACUGGGCUCAGUCUCCUGGAGGCUCAGCUCGUCACCUCUGGCCUCGUUCUGCCUCAGUUCAGGAUGUGUCUGGAGCUGGACGAUGCUUUCCAUCACAACCUCAUUGACGAGGCCACCUGGAAGCAGCUCAGAGAGCUCAAGGAAGCCAACCAGAACAUCCUGAGCCCGCCAUUCUCUUCAGAACCUCUCCCUGUGAUGGCAGCGCUUAGAGAGGGGGCCGUCUCUGAGCGCCUGGCCAUGAAGGUUAUAGAGAUCCAGCUGGCUACAGGUGGGUUGAGGGUGUCCUACACGGGCGAUGUACUGACCCUGGAGAGGGCCUUUCAGUUUGGCCUGAUCCCUGCACCUCUGUACGUCAAGCUCCUUGAGAGACAGAACACAUGGAAGGACCUGAUCAACCCCGGCACGGCAGAGAAGGUCUCGCUUACCCAGCUGGUGCAGAGGAGCGUGGUGGAUGAGGAGACUGGACUGCGACUGCUGCCGGUGAAGAAGAGCCACAAUGGGAGCAUAGAGUUGACAUCCGGGAGGGAGAUGAGUGUACUUAGGGCGGUUCAUGAGGGGUUGAUUGACAGAGAGACCACAUUGAGGCUGCUGGGUGCUCAGCUGUUUGCAGGCGGUAUCGCCGACCCCAAAACAGGCCGUAAGCUCACCGUAGAGCAAGCCCUGUCAGAGGGCUUGAUCGAUCAAGACACUGCCAGUGGGAUACUGAGCCAGCAGGCCCAAAAUGGAGGCAUAGUGAACCCUCAGAAUGGCAAAAGGCUAACGGUGGAUGAGGCUGUUCAGUGUGAUUUGAUUAGCUUUAGCAGUGCACUCUUGGUGCUGGAGAAACAGAAGGGGCUCAUGGGACUUUUAUGGCCUCACUCUGGUGAAAUCUUGUCCGUGUCCACCUCUCUGCGGCACGAAAUCAUCACCUAUCAGCUCGCGUUCAAACUGCUCAGCAAUAGACAGAAGAUAGCUGCCCUUUACAUACCAGAAUACUCAGAGGUAGUGGAUAUUAACUCUGCUACUCAAAAUGGUUUCAUUGAUGCACAUACAGCAGAGGUAUUGAAAACCAUUGAAAUACCAGAUGUUUUUCCUGAUGUUGUUGAGCUUAAUGAGAGAUUUUCUAACUGGCUGAUGUUGAGGGAGCUUCAGAUUGGAGGAUCCCAUCGCCCUACAGAUGAUAAUGAGAUUGAUGAUGAGAACAUAAAUACCCCAUCUCCCAUCGAGGCAAAACAGUUAUUUAUCUCAUACCUCACACUGAAUAGUUACAUGGAUCCAAAAUCAGGACAAAGGCUCUUAAUAUUCGAUGGACAGUUGACUAAAAUGGCAGAACUUUUAGUUGACAUUUCAGUAGAGACAACUGAAAACCAGGUAUACAACACUGGACCUGGUGAGGCCACUUUUGGGGAUAUUUCCUUGAAAGAAAAUAUUUCUGAAGAUUCAGAGAUGUCCUUUGAAAGCAAUACUGAGGAUUUUGGAUAUUUGCACAUUAACGAGGAAACGGAUGGAACAAUGAAAGACCACCGUGCUUCCAAUUUCUUCAGGGAGGAGGAGUCAGAUUAUAAUCAAUCUGAUAAUAAAACCUUUUUUAAUAAUGUGGUAAAGAUGGUAGCACAACAUGGGACAGAGGAGUCUGCUUCAGCUAUUGACUCUGUAAAAAAUACCACACAGCCGGAUUCUGAAAUUAGCAUCUAUCAAAAGAAUACAAGCAGUAUAAGUCUAGCACCCAUUGCAAUUGAUGCAGAAUCCUCAGAUAAUCAACCAAAAGAGACUUUUAAUGGAAGUUCAGCCACACAAACUCCUCCCACAGACAUGAGCUUGCCCUCGGGUGCACAGGAUUGCAAAAGGAUGCUAGCACAAGAUUUCACAGAGGAGUUAUCUAGCGCUGUUAAGAAUACCAGACAGCAUGAUUCUGAUACAAGUGUUUUGUCUGAUGGCCCACCACCCUGUGAAAUUGGUUUAGAAACCUCAGAUAUGGCUUUAUAUAAUCAACCAAUAGGAGAAUCAGACACACAAGCCAUGUCGAAAAGCUCAGCCCCUACUAAAUCAUGCUCAGUGAAUGGCAAAGACAUGAGCUUGCUAGCACAAUGCGUCACAGAGGAAGCAUCUGUAGCUGUUCAUUCUGAAAAGAUUGCCAGACAACCUGAUUCUAAAGCCAAUGUUUUGUCUAAAAGCAUUUAUCAAAAGACCAGACACGGUACAAGCCCAUCAUCGUUUGAAAUUGGUGUAGAAACUUCAGAAAUACCUUCAGAUCAUCAACCACAAGAGACUGUCAAUGGAGUUUCAGCUUCACAAACUGUAUUGGAAAUCUCAGCUCCUCCUGGAUUGUGCUUAGUGAAUGACACAGACAUGCACCUGUCAUCAGGUGCCAAGGAUUCUAAAAAGGUGGUGGCACAAGGCCUCACAGAGGAAGCAUCUGUAGAGGUUAGCUCUUGUAAAAAUACCAGUACGAGCCCAGCGCUGAUUGAAAUUGAUUUAGUCACCACUGAAACUUCUUCAGAUAAUCAACCAAAAGAUACAGCCAAUGGAGGUUCAGCCACACAAACCAUUUUGGAAAUCUCAACUCCUCCUAGAUCCCUCUCAGUUGAUUCUGAAAAGACCAUCAGACAGCCUGAUUCUGAAGCAAAAGUUUCGAAGAAGAAGAUAAACAACACAAGUCUAGGACCCUUUGAAAUUGAUGUCGAAACCUCACAAAUAGCUUCAGAUAAUCAACCACAAGAGACUUUCACUUUCAACGAAGGGUCAGCCAGACAAAUCAUUUUGGAAAGGUCAACCCACCCAAUAUUGUGCUCAGUGAAUGACACAGACACGAGUUUCCCCUCAGCUGCACCGGAUUCCAAAAGGAUGCCAGCACAAGAGGAAUAUUCUAGCUAUGAAAACAAUGCACAACAUUCCAAAAGGGAGGUAGCACACGGUUUCACAGACGAAUCAUCCAUAUCUGUUGACUCUGAAAAUAAUACCAGGCAGCCUUCCUUUGAAAUGGGUGUUGUGUCUGACAGAAUCUAUCAAACCAACACAAUGAGCACAAUCCCAACACCAUUUAAAAUGGAUUCAGAAACAGAUAUUGCUUCAGAUAAUCAACCUAAAGUGACUUUCAAGGGAAGUUCAGCCACACAAACCGUACUGAAAAGCUCUACUUUGUGCUCAGGGAAAGACACAGGCCUGAGCUUGGCCUCAGUUGCACAAGGUUCCCCACAACGUCCCACAUAUCCAGUGACACCUGGCUGUGAGACAGACAAGGACACCAACUUUGAGUCAUCGCUAUUGGCCACUGACACCCUUGACACAACCACAGCGUUUCCAUGCACUGAAGAAGUAGUGUGGGACAAUGAAGAUGAGAGAGUCCUUGCGUCCCACCUUCUCAGAGCCCAAGUUGAGGAGGGUGGCAUUUUGGAUAUAAUCUCUGGGAAACGCUAUGACCUUGAUGCAGCUCUUGGUAAGGGCCAUGUGGACAAGGAGACUGUGUUAGAGGUGCUAGAAUUGCAGCUCCACAAGGGAGAUGUCUUAGGGGAAGAGAGAAGCACAAUGGCAACCCUGAAAGAAGCUGUGUCUAAAGGCCCCAUAUCCUCCCAGAUGGCCCUGCAGAUCAUGGAACAGCACAGCCUGUUGGGUGGUGCAUAUGAAUCCAAGUCUGGAUGCACUAUUAGUGUGAGUGAAGCACUGGAUUCAGGGAUGAUUGAUGAUGAUUUGGCUGUAAAGAUCCUUCAAUUAGACCCAGUACACAAAGCAAUCGUCGACCCUGAUAGACACUGUACUCACAGCAUUUCUUAUUCCCGGAGUCUGGGCCUCAUAGACAACGACGAGGCUGAGAAUAUACGUCAGCAUCAAAAAGACAAAAAGCUGGCGGUUUUGGUUCUUGAUGACCCUGAUGAGGAAGAAGGGAUCGAGAACAGGAAUAGACAUGCAGGGGAAGAUUUGGACGCAGAAGGAAACAGAGAACAGAACUGCGAUUCGCAGAAGUCCUUACUACCUUCUUUCACCAUUAGUCACAGGCCUGUAUGUAGACAGAUCAUAUCACCUAUCCUGUCAGAUCAGUUAACAGGGGGACGUGUCAUCCAUCAACUUGACACAACAUCUUCAUUAAGGGAAGAUGGUGCCUCACAGGCCCCCAUCAGUCCACUGUCAGACAUGGUCCCUGGGUCUAGAAAUUCCAUCCAAAAUUACAUGUCGUCAAACAGAUCAAACUCUCUCAGUUUGAGCGAUAGUGGAGAUAGUGGAGCACCUCAGCGCCAGGCCGAGGAAUUGAGACAGACAGAGGAAGACAGUAGCAGUUCUCUGAGGAGAGAAACUGAUCUGUCCUGCGAGGCGGUUGGCUUCACUCCGCAUGAUGGGCAGCUGGGAGCAGGAUACCAUGAGAUAGUGGGGGACCAGACUGUCUGUCCUGUUCAGAGUGACUCGGGCGUGUCCUGCUCAUCACAUAGUGAUCUGUUGUCUGAUGAAAAGAAAAUGGAGAAUGUGUUGAACGCUGUUCAGCCGCCAGCCAGCCAGUUACUCAAGGAGUCAGACCGGAGAAUAGAUAGCUCAUCACCAAGAGAUUUGUCUGGUGAUGUAACAAGCACGGUGUCCAGAGUCGUGGGUGUCAAUGGGGAUAAAACUGUAAUAAACGGUGAUGAAGUUUCAUCGUUUAGCACUGUGUCACCUCAGCAACCUCUAGUGAAGUCAGAGAGGAAUAUUGGUGGAGAUAUCAAGCCCACAUCCUCUCAAAACGAGCACAGUCAGAGUAAGCCCACCGGUCAGAAAAAGAGUCCAGUGCAGUUGACUAACUCCUCUGAUUUAGCUAUUGUAUCCAAUGUACUGAGCGUAGAAACAGGCAGUGACAAUAAAGACAGCUAUGAUAUAGGUGAUCAAGAGCAGUUACAAACUGCUCCCACUAAAGAGAUAUUUAGCACAAUUACCCCUGAUCCGACACUGACUGAUAAACACCUGCCAAAUUCAAACUCUAAUGUUAAAGCUAAAGCUAAUGACAGGGUUGAAUCAAGCAGGAGUGGUGACAGCAAACCAGGGAGACAAGAAGGCUCAUCUAAUGGUGGUCUCUCACAGAUUACUGAUCAAGCUGAUUCAGCCACGGUGUCCGAAACAUCACAGACAGGACAGACAAGUAGUGACAAACGUAAUUCAGGUGUGUCUGAGAAGUUGCCCGAUACAAGUUCGUCGUCAGCAUCAGAAAUGACCCCAGGGAAUCCAUUAAAGGCAAAAGAGCCAGGUAUGAGAUCAGAUGUUAAACAAGAUGAAUGUGGUUCUUUUGAGAAUAAUCCCCAGCCGAUGGCCGUUAAUGCUCAACCAGACUCUCACUCCAAUACACCCUCAACAUCAGAAAUUACCUCAGGGCAUCCGGUAAAGCCUGGCCUCGGAUCAGAUCUUACAUGUGAUGGAUGUAGGCAGAAUCAAUGUUGUGCUGAUGAGAAUCAUCCCCAUCUGAUGACUGUUGAUGUUCCACCAGACUCCAUGACACCUGAUAGUGUCCCACCACCUGUGUCGGCCAUCUAUACUGCUCUAAGGUCUGGUUUAGAUGAGCUGGUGAGAAUGAGAGUGGAGGGGGCAGAUGUCGAUGACGUGCAAAAGGCUGAGACCCAAGCAGUGGAGGACAUCAUCAACCUGAUACAGGACAAUCCACAGUCCCAUGGGAGAGGUUUUGGUGAUUUUGGUGAGGAGACAGAUGCAGCUUCUGGGCUUAUGAAAAGUAGUAGCCCAGAUCUCCUCAGGGAUCUGUUGAAGCAAGAGGCUUUCCGUUCAGGUAAAACUAGUCCGGUGGAAGAGGAAGGGGAACCACCCCAUGAAGAAACCACUCCAUCUGAUAUGACACAGAUUCAGUCUCGGCUUCUGCAGGUUCUUCAAAGUGUAUCCUCAAGCCAAGACCCUGCCGUGCUCAGAGAUGUGAUAGGAACCUUGUGCAGUAUUCUGGAUGGUGCUCCUCACGAGGACAGGCCACACAACCUGGAGAUCAUCCAGGAGGAGGGCUUGUCAGAUGAGGCUGAAGGUGCCUUGGCAGAUCCCAUGGAAGCUCCGGACCUAUUUCAAUCUACAGAGGUUGAAACCAUUUCAGACACAGGCAAUGCUGAUGCUGUUCAAUCUAAAGUCAGGCAACAGUACUCCACCCAGGAUUAUCUGGAGUGUGUGGGCAGACUUCAGGAUCAUGCAGAUGUUCUAGAGGAGAUCAGGAACGACCUGUCUUCCCAGCAGGGAUCUCUGAGUAACAGUAUGGAGGAGUUACACAUUCAGCUGGAUGAAUCUCAGUCGUUGGAAGCACAUCUCUCUACACUGGCUAGCUUUCUGACCAGAGAUCUGAACAUAACCAAGCAGCUGCUAAAGUCUGCCAAUGAGCUCGUUCCCACGCAUAUCCACCAAGAUCUGGCUUCAGCCUUUCUGGAGUUGCAGCCAUUUUUUGCAGACGUUAGGCAGAUGUCUGCAGAAAGGAAUGAUGUUCUAAGGCAGGCUAUUGAUACAGGAAAGGCCCAGUUGGAGUCAACAUACCAGGAUCUCCUCAGUACCCUUGAUAGACUAUCAGGCUGUAUUCAUGAGAACUCUGAGAUGGCCUGCAACCUCGACAUCCUGAACACAUCUGACACGGACACAGUGAAAGACAUGAUCCAGAAGAAUAAGGGCAUGGAGACUAAUCUGUCAGGGACCCAGAGACAUCUGGAGGACACUGCGUUUGACAUCCAGUACUUUAUCUCAGAGCAUGCCCAGUUCCUGAGCCCGGCACAGAGCAAGCACCUCCUCAAGUCUCUCAGCGCCACCCAGCGGGCGUUUAAGGAACAGACGGAGAGUGUGGCCAACAAGAGACGCACCCUGGAACUCCACCUGGAGAUCAGAGAGGACGAGAGUCAGCAGAAGUACAUGGUGGAGAAACAGAAGGUUUUCUCGGACAAGCUGCAGGAGCUGUGUGACAACCUGACCAAUACAGAGAACCGUCUGAUAGGCCAUCAGCAGCAGACCAAGGGUGCAGAGAGUGUGGAAGACCUGCAGCAAGUGCAUCAAGAGCAUCAGGCCUUGCAGAAAGACAUCCUGACCAAUGGCAGUGCCUUGAAUGAGGUCAUCAGUAGCACCAACAAGUUCCUGGAUGAGAAUCGGUCUAAGUUGACCCCAGAUCAGAUUGUUGCCAUCGAGAGCAAGCUGGAGGACGCCAAUAGCAAGGUCAAACUCAUCAACCAACGGGCCGAGGAGUCAAGGAAAGACCUGGAGAAGUCUAUGACCACUGCUAUCAAACAGGAGACUGAGAAGGAGGCUGCUGUUGAGCAGCUUGAGGAGAGCAAGAACAAAAUCGAGGGUCUGCUGGACUGGAUCAACAACAUGGGGAAUGAGAAAGGGAUGGGGGGCGACCAGACAGACCAUAUGGGGGGCGACCAGACAGACCAUAUAGGCAUACUGAACGGGAACAUGCCGUUGCAGUCGGAGACCUCGGCCAAGAACAUUCUGGGUGAGGAUGAUGACCCCAAUGGAAACAACGGAAAUGCUUUCCAGACUACAGACAACGACACUGAAGGACAGGCCACAGGGAAGACCCCAGAACUGGACCUGGAAAAGCAGUAUGACAGGGUCAAGGCUCGUCACCAGGAGAUCCUGUCCCAGCAGAAGGACAUGAUCAUGGCCACCCAGUCAGCCCAGGCUCUGUUGGACCACCAGGCCCAUGCCUUGUCACCCACAGAUAAGGACAAGCUCCAGAGGGACAUCCAGGAGCUGAAAGGCCGGUACGACGCUUCCCUUACCCAGGCAGAACAGCAGAUGAAGCAGGUGGUCCAGGUCCAGGAGGAGCUGAAGAAGUUCCAGGGAGACUGUGAGGAGUUUGAGGGCUGGCUGCAGCAGGCCGAGGGGGAGGUGGGGGAGCUGGGAUCCCCUGCUGGAGCUCUGAACGUCCUCACAGAGAAGCUCCAGAGACAGAAGAGCUUCUCUGAGGACGUCAUCUCCCACAAGGGAGACCUGCGGUUCAUCACCAUCUCAGGACAGAAGGUGUUGGACGUGGCGAAGGCCUGCGGACGCAUGGACCCUGGUGGGAAAGAUGCCCAGCUGGACGUGGAUACCACUGGAACCUGUGCUGCUGUGAAGGAGAAGCUGGACUCAGCUGCUGGCCGCUUCAAAGCCCUGCACUCUCAGUGCAAUGAGCUUGGCAACAAUCUCAGAGACGUGGUGGACAAGUACAAGAAGUACGAGGACUCGACCGCUGGUCUCCUGAAGUGGCUCAACAACUCAGAGGACGAGGCCAGAAGGCAGCAGUCUGAGGCCAUCGCUGCCGACCCCCAAACCCUACAGAAACAGCUGGAGGACACCAAGGCUCUGCAAGGUCAGACUGCUGGUCGUCAGACGGCUGUGGAGACACUCCGCAAAACAGCUGACUCUCUGGUCACCGCCGAGGGGGACCUGUUGACCAAUCAGGACGUUAUCCAGGAAAGAGUAGAUGAUAUUGUGGAGCGGUAUGACAACCUGUCUAAGUCAGUGAGUGAUCGUAAUGAGAAGCUUCAGAUCACCCUGACCCGCUCUCUGAGUGUCCAGGAUGGCCUGGAUGAGAUGAUGAGCUGGAUGGAGGGAGUAGAGAAGAGUGUGAAGGAGAAAGGACAAGUCCCUCUGGAUUCAGCAGCCAUUGGAGAUGUGCUCAGCAAAGAGGCAGCUCUGGAGCAGGAUAUUUCCAGUCGCCAGAGCAGCAUCUCUGCCAUGAAGGCCAAGGUUAAGAAGUUUGUGGAGACAGCUGACCCCGCCGCGGCGGCUCUGCUGCAGUCCAAAAUGGAUGGCCUGUCGCAGCGCUUCUCUGAUGCCUGUGACAAGCACAAGCAGAAGGUGGGCCAGCUGGAGCAACUGAAGGACAAGGUUGAGGAGUUUGAGAAGACCUCGGAGAAGGUGCAGCAGUUUGUGCUCAAGCGCUCGCAGGCCCUCUCCGAAACAGACGGACCUGGGAAAAACGUCAACGAGCUCUCGCAGCUCAUGCAGUACACUAACACUGAGUUGGCUGAACAUGCCAAGGAUGUGGAAAUGCUGCAGACGCUGUCAAAGGAACUGGCCAAUAUGGGUCCAGAGGGAAGCAAUGCCCAGAUUCAGAGCAAGAUGGACAACGUCUCCAACACAUUCAAUGCCUUCAAAAACACAGUGAAAGAGAAAGAGGAGGAGGUGUCUUCCUGCCAGGACCAGCUGGGAGACUUCAUGGCUGCAGCCGGAGAUAUCAGGACGUGGCUGGAGGAGACCACAGAGAAAGUCCCUGUGGUUCAGCCAACCAUCAGUGAACAGAGUCUAGCGAAGGACCUGCAGAGAGUCAAUGCUCUAAUGGAGGAAUGGACAACCAAAGGCUCUGCCGUCCAAGAUAUAAAUAGCAAAGGAUCUGCAUUAUGUAGCCUCAUCAGUGUUCUCACAUCUCCAGCCAAGAUCAAGAUGUCACAUAAGUCAGCUGUUACUAACAGUGGUGGCCCCGGAAACCAUGCCUACCUAACCAAUAAAGAGCUGAUGGUGGUACAGCAAAACAUGUCGUAUAUCAACGAGGGCCACGAGAGCCUGGGAAAGCUGCUGAAGGGCCGGGCUGCAGAGCUGUCUGGCCUGGUGCAGGAGGUGACAGAGGCCCAGAAGGAGACAGAUACCAUGAUAACAUGGCUGAAGGACAUGAAGAAGACAGCAGCAUCCUGGAACUCUGCGUCCACAGAGAAAGACGCCAUGAAAACACAACUGGAGCAACAGAAGGCCUUUGAGGAAGACAUGAAACAAAAGCGCGAGCAGCUCCAGAAGCUGAGAGAGAAGCUCCUCCAUCUGAUUGAGAAACACCCAGACUCUCCUGAAGCAGCAAAAUGGAAGCAGAUGCUGUCACAGAUAGAUGAUGCCUGGGUGGAUGUGAGUGAGUCAGUGGAGGACAGGAAGCAGCACCUGGAGGAGUCCAACAGGAACCUGGACGUGUUCCAGACCACUGAGCAGCAGCUCCGCCAGUGGCUCUCAGAGAAGGAUAUGAUGCUCAGUGUCCUGGGCCCCCUCUCCAUGGACCCCAACAUGCUCAACACACAGAAGCAGCAAGUCCAGAUCCUCCUGAACGAGUUUGACAGCCGUAAGCCUCAGUUUGACCAGCUUAACGAGGCUGCUGCUGCUAUCCUGAGCACAUCAGGCAAGCACGACCCCUCCUCUGGUGGGAAGGUGGUGAAGAACCAACUGGCCGCCGUCACCCAGAAAUGGCAGGGCCUGACUGGGCAGCUGGGCCAGCGAGCCGGCCUCAUCGACCAGGCUGUGGGGAAGUCGGGCCAGUUCCAGGAUCUGCUGAGGAGCCUGAGCCAGAGCACCGCCUCACUGGAGACCCGGCUCAACAGCCAGCAGGCCCUUAGCAGUCAGCCUGACGUGCUGAAGAAGCAGCUGGAGGAGGCUAACACCAUCUCUGGCCAGCUGAGGGAGGAGAGGAAGAGGCUGAAUGAGGCUGAGACUCUCUGCUCUGAACUUUCUGCCCUGGUCACGGAAGACUACCUGAAAGCAGGCCUAGUCAUGCAGCUGGAGGGGGUCACCAAGCCCUUCAAACAGUUGGAGGACAAAGCAGGGAAGCGGAUCCAGCAAUUGAACUCGGCCUUCGCCAGCUCCCAGCAGUUUCACCAGACCUCCAAAGACUUCCAGGGGUGGAUGAACGAGAAGCUCCAGGAGCAGUCUAAACCCCAGGCCAUCUCAGCCCAGAUGGAGACCCUCCGGCAGAGCCUGAAAGAGCACAGUGCCCUGCAGAAGGCCCUCAGUGAACAUGAGGAACCGUACAGCACCAUCGUCAGGGAGGGAGAGACCCUCCUCCAGAACACAGACGGGGCAGAGAAGGUGGCGAUGCAGGGCCAGCUGGCCGCACUGCGUUCCAACUGGGACGAUGUGAAGAAGAGCUCGGCUGAGCGCCAGGAUAAGCUCCAGGGGGCGCUGCAGAGGGCCCAGAAGUAUCACGAGCACGCUGAGAAGCUCCAGUCCUGGGUCCAGGAGUGUGAGGUCAGGGAGGGCAGCGUCAGGCUCAGCGUGGACCCAGCGGAGGUGGAGAGCUCCAUCUCCCAGCUGAAGGCCAUCCAGAAGGACGUGGAGAAACACAGAGGCCUGGUGGAGCAGCUGAACACUGUAGCCGACAGCCUCCUGGAGGUGGCCAACGCAGACACAGAGGCCAUCAGGGAGGAGAAGGUGGCCAUCGGGCAGAGUGUGGACCGGGUCACGGAGGGGGUCCAGAACAAGAGGGAGUCUCUGGAGAAGAUCUCACAGAGGCUGAAGGAGUUCAACGACACCCACAAAGAGGCCAAGGGCCAGCUGGAAGGGGCUAAGAAGCAGCUAGAUGCACACACAUCACUGGGGGUCCAGGCCUACAGCAACAAGAACCUGACCAACAUGAAAGCCCAACAGAAGAGCCUGGAUGGGGUCAACACCCAGGUGGAGCACCUAAAGAGCCUUGCCCAGGGCCUGGUGGCCGAUGUCCCCGAGGCAGACGGGGUGACCGACCUCCUACUGCAGGCCGACAGCCUGGAGAAAGAGCACGGAUCCCUCAGCAAGGAUGUAGGGGAGACCUGCUCCACCUUGGAGGGCAAGCUGCAGGGCAUCGGGCAAUUCCAGACCAACAUCCGCAAGAUGUUCACCCGCUUCGCAGACCUAGACGACGAGCUUGACAGCAUGGCUUCUGUAGGCCGCGACCUGGCCACUCUGAAGGAGCAGCAGGGCGGCAUCAAGGGCUUUGUGGAGAAACUGCAGGAGCUGAUGGCCGACACGGCUCGAGGAGGAGACAGCUGUAAGAAGAUGCUGGUGACUGAGGCCUCCCCAGACCUGCUGGGGCUGAAGAGAGACCUGGAUGCUCUGAGUAAACAGUGUGGAAAGCUGAUGGACAGAGCCAAGGGGAGAGAGGAACAGGUGGGGAGCACACUCACCCGUCUGGAUGAGCUUUACUCCAAGCUACAGCAGUUCACCAACAAACUGAGUGAGGCUGAGGUCAAGGAGGAGGGUCAAGGGUCAGUUGGCAUGGAGACAGAUGUCAUCAACCAACAGCUGGAAGCUUUCAAGGUAUUCCAGCAAGAGGUUGAUCCACUGCAGAGCCAGUUGCAAGACAUUAACUGGCUGGGCCAGGGCCUGAUCCAGAAUGCUGCCAAAGGCACCAGCACCAAGGGCCUUGAACAUGACCUGGAGGAUGUCAACACUCGAUGGAACACUCUCAACAAAAAGAUUGCUGAGCGGUCAGUGCAGCUGCACGAGGCCCUGUUGCAUUGUGGGAGGUUCCAGGAUGCCCUGGAGUCCCUGCUCAGCUGGCUGACGGACACAGAGGACCUGGUGUCCAAUCAGAAACCUCCGUCUGCCGAGUUCAAAGUCGUCAAGGCACAGAUCCAGGAGCAGAUACUCCUCCAGAGGCUGCUUGAUGACCGCAGGCCCACGGUGGAGCUGAUUAAGAAGGAGGGUGGGAAGGUUGCGGAGCUGGGAGCAGAGUCGGUGGACAAGGAGAAGGUGGGGAAGGAGAUUGAGUGCCUGGGGCAGAGGUGGGACGCUCUGCUGAAGAAGGCUGAGAACAGGCACAAACAGCUGAAGAGCAUUCUGGUUGUGGCUCAGCAGUUCCAUGAGACACUGGAGCCUCUGUCUGAGUGGCUCUCUGCCACAGAGAAAUGCUUGGCCAAGGCUGAACCCAUUGGCACACAGACCUCCAAGCUGGAAGAGCAGAUCUCCCAGCACAAGGUUUUAGAGGAGGAGAUAAUGACUCACAGUAAAGACCUGGUUCAGGCCGUCAGCCUGGGUCAGAUGCUAAAGCUGGUCAGCUCAGUGGACGAUAAGGAGCUGGUGCAGUCUAAGCUGGACUCCAGCCAGGCUAGUUACGUAGAGCUUCAGGAGCGCUGUAGGAGGAAGGCUAAGAUGCUGCAGCAGGCUCUGGCCAACGCACAGCUCUUUGGAGAAGACGAGGUGGCCCUCAUGAACUGGCUCAACGAAGUGCACACUAGGCUGAGCGAAGUGUCCGUCAAAGACUACAAGACGGAUGUGCUCGAAAAGCAGUGUGCAGAACAGCUGGCCCUACAUGAAGACAUUGAGUUGAGGAAGCAGAAUGUUGAUCAAGCCAUUGCCAAUGGAUUGGAGCUGCUGAAACAAACAACAGGUGAUGAGGUGGUUGUCAUCCAAGGCAAGCUGGACGGGAUAAAGACGAGAUACGCUGAGAUCAACUCCAUGAGUGAUAACGUGUCUAAGACCCUGGACCAGGCCCUGACCCUGGCCUCCAAGCUUCAGCACACCCAUGAAGACCUCAACUCCUGGCUGAAGAAUGUCGAGGCUGAGCUCACCGCCUUCGCUGCUCAGGAGCCUGUAGGAGAGCAGCUCAUCCAGGCACAAGACAGGCAGAAGGCGUUGCUGAAAGAGGCCAGGGAUCACAAACCCCAGGUGGACAAACUGAACGAGGUGAGCAGCUCUCUGCUGGAGCUGGUCCCAUGGAGGGCCCGGGAGGGCCUGGACAAGCUAGUGACAGAGGACAACGAUCGCUACAAGGCCACCAGCGACACCAUCGCACAUCACGUGGAGCAGAUAGAUGCUGCUAUACUGAAAUCACAGCAGUUUGAACAAGCAGCUGACACUGAGCUAGCCUGGCUUACUGAAGCAGAGAGGAAGAUGUUGUCAUUGGGGGAGAUCAGGCUGGAACAGGACCAGACCACUGUCCAGCUCCAGGCCCAGAAGGGCUUCUCCAUGGACGUCAUGAGACACAAGGAUGCCGUGGAUGGAAUUGUGAAAACAGGCCAGGCCAUCAUGAACAGCAAGGAUGAGGAGGAAAAGCAAGCCUUGAAGGCCAAGAUCCAGGCCCUCCUGGAGAAGUACGCUGUUGUCAGUCAGAUGAAUUCGGAGCGCUGCCUGCAGCUGGAGCGAGCCCAGUCUCUGGCCAGCCAGUUCUGGGAGACUUACGAGGAGCUGUGGCCCUGGCUCCAGGAGACCCGCACCAGCUUCAGCCAGCUUCCACUGGCGUCCAUCGAGUACGAAGCUCUCCGACAGCAGCAGGAGGAGCUCAGGCAAAUGCGAGAGCUGAUUGCUGAGCACAAGCCCUACAUCGACAAGAUGAACAAGACAGGUCCCCAGCUACUGGAGCUGAGCCCUGUGGCAGGGGUCCCUAUCAGGGAGAAGUACACAGCCACAGAUCAGCUGUACGCCCAGCUCAAGGCUGACGUCAAACAGAGGGCCUUCACUCUGGAUGAGGCCAUCUCCAAAUCCACACAGUUCCAUGACAAGAUCGAGCCCAUGCUGGAGUCCCUGGAGCGGAUCGCUGAGCGCCUGCGUCAGCCUCCCUCCAUCUCAGUGGAGGUGGAGAAGAUCAGGGAGCAGAUCACAGAGAACAAGGUUGUGUCCGCGGACCUGGAGAAAUUGCAGCCAUCCUACGACACGCUCAAGCAGCGCGGCGAGGAGAUGAUCGCGCGCUCAGCGGGAGCUGACAAGGACGUAUCUGCUAAAGCUGUGCAAGACAAGCUGGACCAGAUGGUGUUCACCUGGAAUGAGAUCCAUGCCCUGAUGGAGGAGAGGGAGGCCAAGCUGCUGGAUGUAAUGGACCUGGCAGACAAGUUCUGGUGUGACCACUGUGCCCUCAUCGUUACCAUCAAGGACACCCAGGACCUGCUGAGGGAGCUGGAGGAGCCUGGAGUCGACCCCUCUGUGGUGAAACAGCAGCAGGAGUAUCUGGAGAGCUUCAAGGAGGAGAUUGACGGCCUUCAGGAGGAGCUUGAUGUGGUGCGGAACCUGGGGGCGGAGCUUAUGGCUGCCUGUGGCGAACCAGAUAAGCCAGUCACAAAGAAGAGUAUUGAUGAGGUGAACUCGGCGUGGGAGACUCUGAACAAGGCGUGGAAGGAGAGAGUGGACAGACUGGAUGAGGCCAUGCAGGCUGCUGUGCAGUUCCAGGAUGGCCUGCAGGGUAUGUUUGACUGGGUGGACAUCGUGGAGCACAAACUGGGUUCUAUGUCACCUGUGGGCACAGACCUGGACACUGUCAAGCAGCAGAUAGAAGAACUCAAGGAGUUCAAAGGUGAGGCAUAUCAGCUGCAGAUGGAGAUGGAGCGACUUAACCAUCAGGCAGGCCUGCUGCUGAAGAAGGUGACGGAGGAGUACGACCGCUGUGCCAUCCAGGAGCCCAUGACCGAGCUCAAAAUGCUCUGGGACAACCUGGAUGAAAAGAUCAUCAACAGACAGCACAAACUGGAGGGAGCGCUGUUGGCUCUGGGGCAGUUCCAGCAUGCGCUGGACGAGCUUCUGGCCUGGAUGAGCAACACAGAAGAGCUGCUCAACGAACAGAAGAAGGCUGUAGGAGACCCCAAAGCCAUUGAGAUCAAGCUCGCCAAGCACCACGUCCUCCAGAACGAUGUGUUGGCCCAUAAGACCACGGUGGAGGCGGUCAACAAGGCUGGUACUGACCUGGUGGAGUCCACCUCUGGAGAAGAAGCCGCCGGCCUGCAGAGCAAACUGGAGAACCUCACCCAGCGCUGGAAGAAUAUCCUGGAGAAGACAGAGCAGAGGAGGCACCAACUGGACAGUGCUCUGCUUCAGGCCCAAGGUUUCCAUGGCGAGAUCGAAGACAUGCAGCAAUGGCUGAAAGACACAGAGCGUCAGCUGUUAGCAUCAAAGGCUGUGGGCGGCUUACCAGACACGGCCCGCGAGCAGCUUAAUGCCCAUCUGGAGUUAUGUUCCACAUUGGAGGCCAGGGAGGAGCUGUACCAGCAGCUGAUGAACAAAGGUCAGCAGCUGCUCACCAUGACCCCCUUCGGCCAGGAGAGCAACACAGAGCAGGACCUCAGGAACCUGCAGGACAAGUGGGAGUCGGUACAGGUCAAGGCGGCUGAGAGAAAGGUGAAACUGGAGGAGGCUUUGGCUCUGGCCACAGAGUUCCAUAACUCUCUCCAGGACUUCAUCAACUGGUUGACCCAAGCUGAACAGACUCUCACUAUGUCUUCUCCUGCCUCCCUCAUCCUGGAAACCAUCCUGUUUCAGAUAGAUGAGCACAAGGUGUUUGUGACGGAGGUGAACUCCCACAGGCAGCAGAUCAUUGAGCUGGAUAAGACAGGGACCCACCUGAAGUACUUUAGCCAGAAGCAGGACGUGGUACUGAUCAAGAACCUGCUGAUAAGUGUACAGGGCCGCUGGGAGAAGGUGGUGCAGAGGUCUGUGGAGAGGGGCCGUCUGCUGGACGACGCCAGGAAGAGGGCCAAACAGUUCCAUGAAACCUGGAACAAGCUGACAGAAUGGUUGGACGAUUCGGAGAAGGCUUUGGACUCGGAGCUGGAAAUCGCCAAUGAUCCUGACAAGAUCAAGACGCAGCUGGCCCAGCACAAGGAGUUCCAGAAGGUGCUGGGGAGCAAGCACUCAGUGUAUGACACCACCAGUCGUACCGGACGUGCCCUCAAGGACAAGACGUCACUGCAGGACGAUAACCAGAAGCUGGACGACAUGCUGAGUGAACUGAGGGACAAGUGGGACACUGUCUGUGGCAAGUCAGUGGAGAGGCAGAACAAGCUGGAAGAGGCGUUGCUGUUCUCUGGUCAGUUCACUGAUGCCCUGCAGGCCCUGAUUGACUGGCUGUACAGAGUGGAGCCUCAGCUGGCUGAGGACCAGCCAGUACAUGGAGAUAUAGACCUGGUGCUCAAUCUUAUCGACAGUCACAAGGUUUUCCAGAAGGAGCUGGGGAAGCGGACGGGGAGCGUUGCGGCCCUGAAGCGUUCGGCUAAGGACCUGAUUGAGAGCAGCCAUGAAGACUCCUCCUGGGUCAAAGCUCAGAUGCAGGAGCUGAGCGCUCGCUGGGAGACGGUUUGCGCCCGCUCAGUAUCUAAACAGACCCGGCUGGAACAGGCACUGGGUCAGGCUGAGGAGUUCCACUCUACAGUCCAUAUGCUGCUGGAGUGGCUGGCCGAGGCCGAGCAGAGCCUGCGUUUCCAUGGCACCCUGCCCGAAGACGAGGAGGCUCUCAGGGCUCUUAUCGAGCAGCACAAGGAGUUCAUGAAGAAGCAGGAGGAGAAGAGAGUGGGCCUGAACAAAGCCACCAGCAUGGGGGAGGUUAUCUUGACCAUCUGCCAUCCAGAUUCUAUCACCACCAUCAAACACUGGAACACCAUCAUUAAAGCCCGCUUCGAGGAGGUUCAGGCGUGGGCGCGGCAGCACCAGCAGCGCCUGGCCAUGGCCCUCAGUGAUCUGCUGGCCACUAAGGAGCUGUUGGAGGGUCUGCUGGGCUGGCUGCAGUGGGCUGAGACCACACUCAACGACAAGGAUAAGGAGGUCCUGCCUCAAGAGAUAGACGAGGUCAAAGCCCUCAUCGCUGAGCACCAGACAUUCAUGGAGGAAAUGACCAGGAAGCAACCAGAUGUUGACAAGAUCACAAAGACACACAAGAGAAAGGCUGCGGUCGGGAGUGAGCCUGCCAGCCAGUCCCAAAUCCCUGUCCUGGAGAAAGGAAGAGGUGGAAGAAAGCGUUCUCCCACACAAGCCAUGUACCCAUCAUCUUCACAGCCUCCCAUAGAGACCAAGAACCCCAGGGUCAACCUGUUGGUCAGCAAGUGGCAGCAGGUGUGGUUACUGGCCCUGGACAGGAGGAGGAAACUCAAUGAUUCCAUGGACAGACUUGAGGAGCUGAAGGAAUUUGCCAACUUUGACUUUGAUGUGUGGCGGAAACGCUACAUGCGAUGGAUGAACCAUAAGAAGUCACGUGUCAUGGACUUCUUCAGACGCAUUGACAAGGAUCAGGAUGGAAAGGUCACCAGACAGGAAUUCAUAGAAGGAAUCCUGUCCUCCAAAUUCCCCACCAGUCGGCUGGAGAUGAGUGCGGUGGCAGACAUAUUUGACCGGGAUGGAGACGGCUAUAUCGACUACUACGAGUUUGUGGCUGCCCUUCACCCCAACAAAGAGGCAUACAAACCCCUCACAGAUGCAGACAAAAUUGAAGAUGAGGUUACACGCCAAGUGGCAAAAUGCAAGUGUCCUAAACGAUUCCAAGUUGAGCAAAUUGGUGCCAACAAAUACAGGUUCUACCUUGGAAACCAGUUUGGUUUGGUUCACUGCUUACAUGACCAUGAGAUUAUAACAAGCAGGGACAGUGAAAAUCUAACCCCCCACCUACACCUUGCGGUUUUGGAAAGCUGUAUUCUGUUCGGAGACUCCCAGCAGCUGCGUCUGGUGCGGAUCCUGCGGAGCACUGUGAUGGUGCGCGUGGGUGGAGGCUGGAUGGCUCUGGAUGAGUUCCUGGUAAAGAAUGACCCGUGUCGAGUUCAUCACCACGGGAGUAAAAUGUUGCGCUCGGAAUCAAACUCUUCAAUUACUCAGUCUCCUAUAGGUUGGCAACAAAUCUCACACUUUCUCACCUUGCUCCAUGAACCCCCCAGUGCCAAAGGAAGGACAAACAUGGAGCUGCGAGAAAAGUUCAUUCUCCCAGAAGGCACCACUCAGGUGAUGGCCAGCUUCCGGUAUAGAGGUCGUAGGUCGCGGCCGUCAUCACGGGCUGCCUCUCCCAACAGGUCAAACUCUAACCAUAGCUGUCCGGGCCAGCAUAAUAACCCAGCCUUGCCCAGCACACCCAAGACUCCCCAACACAUAACCCGCAAUUAUGAUAAACCCUGGCUGACAAACAGCAAACCCUCCACUCCUCUUAAAUCAUCAGACUCCUUUGAGAGCCAAGGUUCAUCCUCCGAGAGCACCCCGAUACAGGGAAGCAAACUGCGGCUCCCUGGAUACUUGUCAGGAAAAGGGUUCCAGUCGGGAGAAGAGCAGGGAACCCUGAUCAAUGCUGCUGUGAUGAAAGCACGGGGGCAGGCGAUAGGCUUUGAAUCGAGACGACCCGGCAGCCGACCUGGAAGUAAAGCAGGUAGCCGAGGGAGCAGCCGGAGGGGAAGUGACGCUUCAGACUUCGACAUCUCCGAUAUCGCAUCGGUGUGCUCCGACAUGUCAGAGAUGGUGGGUGACACCAGUCGGGCCACACCCCGCUCAUCGUCACGUCAGCACGGAGGCAAGCCCACCAAAAUCCCCACUCCUCAAAGGAGGUCUACCCCCAGCAAACUGGCCAAGACGUCCAAGAGAUAGUCAGGGGCCUUGAGACAACUACGGCCCAGAGUGGCCCUCGUGGUUCCACAAGACGUAUGGAGACUGGAGACACAUGAACUGACACUAAAGACUGGCGUAUGUGUUGAUUAUUUUAAGUGUUGCGAAGAUGUUAAAUAUUCUGUUGAGAGAAAAAAUGGUUUAAUCUUAAGUGAGAAUGGAAUGUCAAUGGCCUUGUGUAUUUGUGUAUUUGUCUUAAUGUAUUUUAUUUUGUGUGAAUAAUGUCAAAUUAUUAUGAUCAUUUUAUUUUAUUGACGCUAAACCUGAAGAAGUUAAAAAAACAGGAAAUAAAAAAAAAACAUGGAAAAGACUGUACAUUGUAUGGUCAACUAACACUUUUACACACUAAUGAAUGGUAACGCACAGCAUUGUGCUCUGAGAGAGUUACUGAAUGUACUGUAAUUUCUGUAUGCUGGCAUAUGUGUGACAGACGGUGCAUCACGCUACCCUGUGGGACACCAAUGAUCUAUUAUCUAUUUAAAGUGCAAUGAUAUACUGCCAAAAUGCAUUUAAAGGGCAAUACAAUAUACAUGUAGCCUACCACAUAGUAAACACUGCAAAUAAUUAUGUUCCGACUGAGAAAACUGUUGAAGGCAAGUUCAUUCAGAAACCCCUCAAUAUCCAGGCUUUAAAAUACUCCAACUUUCCUUAGCACCUGCAGGUAAUUCUGUUUUGUUUGGUCAAUUUACAGCAAUGUGUGGCAUUUUACCUUGAACAGGGGCCUCUCUGGGCCCUGAGUAGACAUUCUUUAGUGCAUUCAUCAUGUCAGUGUAUGGUUCAUUUUGCUAGAGUGGAAAGGAUUACUGUAACCUUUUUGUAAUAAAUCUGCUUGCAGAAAGCUACCAUGGGAUACUGAGA
This is a messenger RNA of Coregonus clupeaformis (lake whitefish), 25360 nucleotides long. RefSeq names its product dystonin. Gene Ontology annotation, biological process: cytoplasmic microtubule organization; hemidesmosome assembly; wound healing. The coding region runs from base 116 to 24484 and encodes 8122 amino acids. Gene Ontology annotation, cellular component: hemidesmosome; membrane; intermediate filament. The record is from RefSeq and is a predicted model, not a curated record. Lineage: Eukaryota; Metazoa; Chordata; Actinopteri; Salmoniformes; Salmonidae. The transcript has 104 exons. Gene Ontology annotation, molecular function: microtubule binding; calcium ion binding; structural molecule activity.